Benincasa hispida (wax gourd) is the source of this 928-nucleotide messenger RNA. Lineage: Eukaryota; Viridiplantae; Streptophyta; Magnoliopsida; Cucurbitales; Cucurbitaceae. The record is from RefSeq and is a predicted model, not a curated record.
AGAUAGUUAUAGCCGAAAUGCACCCAUUAUUUUCUUCUUUAUAAAAAUCUCAUAUUUCUCCUAAAUUUCAACUAAUCCUUUCUCAUCUUUCAUUCCAAUUCAAUUACCUCUCUCAACAAAUGGGCAAGCAUACCUACCACCGUCCGGACCACCACCACAGCCACCGAGGCUGCAGCUGCGGCGGUGGCUGCUUCAUCACCUUUCUCAAGAUCCUCAUCACCAUCGUCGUCAUCGUUGGUCUCGCCGUGUUGAUCUUAUGGCUCAUAUUCCGUCCCAAUAAAGUCAAAUUCCAAGUCACCGACGCUAAACUCACCCAAUUCAACCUCACCGAUAACCAGCUCCAUUAUAACUUGGCCCUCAACGUCACCGUCAGAAAUCCCAACAGACGAAUCGGAGUCUACUACGAUACCAUCGAAGUCGCCGCCGUUUACAAAGACCAGCGCCUACAGACCCAGUGGCUGCCGCCGUUUUACCAAGGCUACAAGACAACCGCCGUCAUCACCUCUGUUUUCUCCGGCCAGCAGCUCCUUCUCCUCGCUGGGCAGGGGCUAACGGAGUUCAACGCCGAGACACUUGCCGGCGUCUACGAGAUGAACGUGUGGCUUAAUCUUCGGAUAAGGUUGAAGUUCGGCGCCGUUAGGAUCGGGAAGUUUAAGCCGAAGGUGAAUUGUGAGUUCAAAGUUCCGUUGACUUCCGAUGGAGGCUCAGUUACUUCGGUGUUUCAGUCCACCGGCUGUGAUAUUGAUUAUUGGUGAGUUAAUUCGUCUUUUUCUUGGUCGUAUUUCUUAGCUUUUGUUGUGAAUCCAUAAAUUUAUUUUAUUUGUUUGUUGUUGUUCGUAUUAUUUUAAUUCUAAUUAAUUUUGGCGAUUAGCUAUUUAUAUGGUGUAUGAAUAAUUAUAAUAAAACUUUAGUAUGGUUGGUUUUCUUA